UUGUUAUUUAUUAAUAAUUUAUAUAAUUAUAAGAUGGAAGAAAAAGAACCCAAUGAAAAAGGCAAGAAAAAUUUAAAAAGACAUUUGAUUCAGGAAGAGCAAUCAUUAAGCUUGAGUGUUGAAGAAAAAGAGGAAGAACCUUCAGAUGCAGAAAUUGAGAAUGCAAUGUAUGCCAGUCCUUGGCAGUGGGUCCCUCUCUCAAUUCUGACUGCGAUAGUAUUUGCAUCAGGAAAUGCAAUAGUAAGCUCACUAUCAAAGUUCACAUACCGAAUCAGAAUAAUUCAAGCGCCUGGAAGUGUUUUAGGGUGCAGUUUUCUUCUCAUGAUGGUCUCAAUAUUUGAUCAUCGUAGAGGAAGACCCAACUGGUUUAAAAGGCUGUAUUUCGAGCAUCCUCAUCAUGGUUUCAAGAACCAAAGAUUUAGAUAUCCAAGAGUGGCUCUAACAAUUGGUUGUGUGAUUGUUUUUCCCAUUCAGUUUUAUACAUUUACAAUGAGUUAUUUCUAUGCGAACAAAGCUGGAAUAAACAAUGGAGUUAUCAUGGUAAUCUGUACCCUCAAGCCGAUAAUCAAUGCUAUUGCUUUUAGACUCUUAUACCAUCAAAAACUCAGAUAUUUUGAAAUUCUUGGUAUUUUAUUAUCAACUGUUUCUAUCGUUAUCAUUGGAUUUUCAGAAAAAUCAGACAGCGAAGGUCAUAAGGGACUCUAUAUGCUUCUCUCUAUGGUGUUUUUAUUCUUAGCUGUUUUCUUAGAAGCUUUAAUUGGCAUUGUUGUCAAGUAUUUCCUUGCUUUUAAAGAUAACAAAGCAAAUGUCUCUUCUUUUUACGCUUUUUUUAUUGGGAUACUUGACAGCAUCUGUGUCAUCAUCCUCAUUGUUCUAUUGAAUACAGGAUUUGAUAUUACUUGGAAAGAGAUCGGCCUUGCCCAAGCAUCGAGUAUUCUAUAUGCAUUUGCUCAAUUCACAAUGGCCUUUGCUAUCCUAAAAGGUAAAGCUGGAACUGCAAGUGCUUUGAUAGAAACUGUGGGAGUAUAUCAAACAAUCAUUGAAGCUGUAGUUUACUCAAGAUUCCCAAAUGUCUGGCAAAUUAUAGGAAUUGCAUUAGCAUUUUUAGCAUCUAUUAUGAUUGUUCUUGGAUAUCAUUUCUCAAGAAGAUAAUCGAGUGGUUAAAAACAUCAUUUGACAUUCUCAAUGC
Messenger RNA from Moneuplotes crassus, 1189 nucleotides. NCBI's taxonomy places the organism in Eukaryota, Ciliophora, Spirotrichea, Euplotida, Euplotidae. The record is from the annotation of a GenBank genome assembly.